Messenger RNA from Saccostrea cuccullata (small rock oyster), 528 nucleotides. RefSeq lists its product as uncharacterized. The transcript has a single exon. Bases 1 to 528 code for a protein of 175 amino acids. The record is from RefSeq and is a predicted model, not a curated record. Lineage: Eukaryota; Metazoa; Mollusca; Bivalvia; Ostreida; Ostreidae.
AUGUUGUGCGAAACUUGUGGACAGACAUUCAGCACCAGCAGUAAUCUUCACCUGCAUACCAGAGAGAAACAUAGUGAUCAUGUAAAUAGUUUACAGUGUAGUUAUUGCCAGAGACCCUUUUUGCGAAGAUUUAAUUUGAAAAGACACUUGACUUCAGUUCACAAACUAAACAGUGAACAAUUAGAAGCAGCCAUGCCCUCAAAGCGGAGACGAGUCGAGCGUGAUGACUUCUUUGAAUCCAGGAAACCUGUCUACGUUCACAGCAACUUGUACGAAGACAUUUCGUCCGAUGAGAACGAGGAGACUUACUGUGACGCGCAAGAGACUGAUGUGACCAAUGUGGAUUAUCUCGAUGAUAUUUCUUUUGCAUCAGAAUUGCCGGAGAUCGACGAAUCUCUGGUAGAAGACAUUCUCCAUAAUUGUGCAGAUUUUACUAGUGACCGGAUAGUCGAGAUGCUGGAAGACGAGUCGGCGGACACCCGAGAGGUUAUCUGUAUAUACCCCGUUAAAAAAGAUUGCUCCUUAUGA